AUAUGUUUUAAAAAUUUGUACCUCAAAUCAACCGUAUUAGGUAAGAUAGGAAAAACAUGCCGUUCUCGGAGAUUGUGAGUGGAUUAUCAACAAAUCCAUAUUUCGGAGCAGGCUUUGGCCUAUUCGGAAUAGGUGCCGGCGCAGCUAUUUUGCGGAAAGGUCUGCAAGGUGCUAUAAUUUUAUUUCGCCGACAUAUGAUGAUUACAUUGGAAGUACCCUGCCGAGAUAAAUCUUAUCAGUGGUUGCUUCAAUGGAUUACUGUGCGAGGAGCAAGAGAAACGCAACAUCUCAGCGUCGAGACAUCAUUUGUGCAAAAAGAAACUGGCCAAAUACGUACAAAGUAUGACUUUAUACCCAGUAUUGGAAAGCAUUUAAUGCGCUAUCAGGGCAUUUGGAUACAGGUUGAACGUACACGGGAGCAGCACACAUUGGACUUACAUAUGGGUGUACCAUGGGAGAGUGUUACCUUAACAUCAUUUGGUCGUAAUAAACAAUUGUAUUUCGAUAUACUUGAAGAGGCACGUUUACUUGCUUUGGAAGCUACCGAAGGUAAAACCCUUAUGUACACCGCUAUGGGUUCCGAAUGGCGACAAUUUGGACAUCCACGACGCAGACGGCCGUUAUCAUCUGUGGUGCUCGAGAAGGGUGUUGCAGAGCGUAUUGUCACUGACUGUAAAGAGUUCAUCGGCAAUUCUCAAUGGUAUAUAGAUCGCGGCAUACCUUAUCGUCGUGGGUAUUUGCUGUACGGACCGCCAGGUUGUGGAAAAUCUAGUUUUAUUACAGCUCUAGCGGGUGAACUUGAAUAUGGUAUCUGCUUAUUAAAUUUAUCAGAGCGUGGACUAACAGAUGAUCGUUUAAAUCAUCUUUUGAAUGUCGCGCCAGAACAAUCAAUUAUAUUAUUAGAGGAUGUGGAUGCCGCCUUUGCUUCACGUGAAGAUGUCAAACAACAAGCAGCUGCAUACGAAGGACUCAAUCGUAUUACAUUCAGUGGUUUACUAAACUGUCUGGAUGGUGUUGCUUCUACCGAAGCGCGUAUUGUAUUUAUGACAACAAAUUAUUUAGAUCGUUUAGACCCAGCACUUAUACGACCAGGUCGCGUUGACGUAAAAGAAUUUGUCGGCCAUUGCGAUGCAUACCAACUGGAGGAAAUGUUUUUGCGUUUCUAUGGCAAACAAGAAAAGCUGCCACGUAAGGUUGCGAUGGAAUUCGCAAAAUGUGUAUUAGCUGAUGGUCGAAAGGCCAGUCCCGCACAGGUACAAGGUUAUUUUAUGCGUCACAAAACUGCCACAUCAAAUGAGGUGCUUUCACAUACGGCCGAGAUAUGGGAAGGUAGUUUAUCUACAACACUACAAAAGGAACCAAUCACAUUGCAAGCCACGGCGGCGUAGUUAAAUGUUAUAGAAAUAAAAAAUAAUUUUCUAGUUGUAAUAAAUUAACGAAAAACGAGUACACACGAUACUAUUGUAAAAAAACUAAUUAUAUUAGUAUUUACGCUUUAAACGUAA
This is a messenger RNA of Bactrocera neohumeralis, 1505 nucleotides long. It is a transcript of the gene Bcs1, whose product is annotated as mitochondrial chaperone BCS1. The coding region runs from base 57 to 1388 and encodes 443 amino acids. The record is from RefSeq and is a predicted model, not a curated record. Lineage: Eukaryota; Metazoa; Arthropoda; Insecta; Diptera; Tephritidae. Gene Ontology annotation, cellular component: mitochondrial inner membrane. Gene Ontology annotation, biological process: protein insertion into mitochondrial inner membrane from matrix; mitochondrial respiratory chain complex III assembly. The transcript has a single exon. Gene Ontology annotation, molecular function: ATP hydrolysis activity; ATP binding.